Molecule: messenger RNA, 3652 nt
Organism: Xylaria bambusicola
Lineage: Eukaryota; Fungi; Ascomycota; Sordariomycetes; Xylariales; Xylariaceae
Product: rho GTPase activator Rga
Exons: 3
Coding region: 169-3264 (1031 amino acids)
Biological process (GO): regulation of GTPase activity; signal transduction
Cellular component (GO): cytoplasm
Source: RefSeq, a predicted model, not a curated record
UGAGACUUGCGACGUAACUGUACGACGAGGAGAAACAGAAACUAUGGAUGACUACCUAGAUGGCUCGGUGGACGGAGACGAUAUUUUCCCAUGUAAAGGAUGUGGUGAGGUAAGUAGCUGAGUCAUAAGCUACCCUGCAAUUGCAAUCCGCAGACUGAUCUAAACGUGAUGCAGAUAUUAGAAGAGGGCAAAGCCUUCGAACUUGCGGGAAACCGAUGGCAUCUCAAUUGCUUUCGUUGCAAUACAUGCAAUACCCUGCUCGAUUCGGACGCAAACUUGCUCCUCCUCGGCGAUGGCUCUCUGAUAUGUAAUAAUUGUACAUACAGUUGUAGCGCGUGCGGCGACAAGAUCGAGGAUCUCGCAAUUCUUACUGGUGAACAGGCCUUUUGUGCUGCGUGCUUUCGGUGUAGGAAUUGCAAAAGGAAGAUUGAAAACCUACGCUAUGCCAAAACAUCACAGGGAAUCUUCUGCAUGAGCUGCCAUGAAUCAUUAAUGGCAAGGCGCAGGAAGAAAUCCAAGGCUGCCCAGGCCAAGGCUCGCGAGAAGGAUAGUUCAGUGGUAGAAAAAUCUCUCCCAGCGCUACCUCCUAAUGCAAUACCGCCCAAUGCUUUCUCCAAUGAUCGGGUCGAUCCGGAGUCUGACACGCCUACUGAGCUUCCCACCAAUCUCUCUCCGCGGCCACGGCCGUCAUAUCCUCGCAACGACUCAGAUUCACUGAACAACUCACGUUCUGCCCGGUCUCCUGAACGUCCGUCUGAUCACGCUGGCCUAUCAUUACCUUCUCACACCUACCGUCCUAACCGGAACUCUGCCCUCUACGCGGGUGGCGAUACGGCGGGUACAGGAAUAGAUGAUCAGAGCUUCUUCAUCCCGGUUGCUCUAGAUCCAAGCCCCCUUCCUUCUGCGACACCGAGAUCUACCACGGAAACCCUUGGAGAUGGUAAUAAGAAGACCCAGGACAAAGAUUACUUCAACAGCGUUCCGAAACAAGCGGAAAGGAAAACCGAUUCUCAGUCUUCCACACCGCAUAUUGCUUUUCAAGAAAAGGGGCGUCAAGCGUCCUCGGACUAUGAUAAUCUUCCUUCGAAGAGCCUGGGCAGGAAAUUAUCUAAAUCAUCCAAAGUCGAUAGGAAUGGAUCGUCAAACGCAUCGUCUGUUGCCGGUGACGAUAGGACACAGACGCCUGUUAAUGGCAAAUCUGAAGACUUCAGAUUGCAAGACGCUCCCAAGAGUAGGAAGCUGAAUACGAGGACCAACUCCCAGCAAUCCAACGCUUUUCAAGAACCGGUUGGCUCCCGAGAUAGUGGCUCCGGGCGGAUUGACAAAGAUGUUGUUGCUAAUGAAGCUAACCAACACCUAUACUCUAACGAUCGCACUAGCACGCCACGCAGCUCGCAAGACUCGCGACUUAAAGAAGACGACGAAAACCGGCUAGCUGACCCCCUAGCAGCAACUUCAGGUAAUGCCUCCCGGCCAAUUGCUCGGAAAGAGCUUCCCCACUCGGCCUCGAGAAGCGUGAAUGGCUUUGCUCGACCUACCCCGGCAGAAUCAAAGCUGACUGAUACAUAUAUGGCGCCCCGAGCGCCACCGGCGCCUCCUGGACAAUCUACGGCGCAGGAUGCAGCUGGUGUAGCGGGCGAGCAUAAGUCAUCCCCGAAACUACCUAUAUGGAAUGCCAGUGGUGACUUUAGCAUGGACGAGGAUAUGGCCCGUAUUUUGGGUACAGAUGAAGGCUCAUCGUCAAUUCUUCGCCGCGUAUCUAAUGCUGUUCGUCACGGGCGUACCAACAGCACCGAGUCGAGUGCCCCUCCCCGUGUCGGCCAUACACGAAGUGUCAGCGAGACUACACGGACUACCGCAUCGCCGCGCUGGCCAAAGACUCCUAUUGCUGAGGAUUCAAUAAACGGUGCUACUCAAGAUAUCACCAGCCCCUUGUCAUUGACGCCUGGUGAAGAUAAUGCAAUGUUAAAACGGCGUUUGCGGAAUUCAGAACAACGAGUAGCAGAACUGGAGCGACAGUUCAAUAAUGAGAAGGACCUCAAGAGUUUGUCGCAGAAGGUUGAGGAAAAGCGUAAGACGGUCUCGGUACUGGACACUCAGACAGAGAUAAUGAUACGCCAAUUGGAAGCGCUUGCUGGAUACGUGGAGAAGGCCAAAGAGACCAAGAAACCUGUCGAUCCGCGCGAUCUCGAGGAGUCUGCCAUCAGGGAUUUCGUCCAGAGGCUGGACAAAUUGAAACAGUCUAUGGCAGCCUCCAUUGAGCAGCUUCAUGCCGAGAGAGACCAACUUGUGGAAGAGAAGAACCGAGCAAUAGCUGAUCGGGAUCGUGCCCGCGUCGAGUUUGAGCAGCUGGUCUCUAAGAACGCCCAGCUAGCGGACUUGAACAACGACAUUACCCAUCAAAUUCAAGAAAGAUUCAAGAACCACUCAGAUGCUAGGCUACCGGCGAACGGCCUUGGCAUCUAUAACCACAAUAAGGGUGUCUCGAACAAUUCAGUUAGCCUUGAUAACGCGAGCAUACAGACAGGUACCACCAUUAUCACGCCCGAGCAUGAAGAGCCAAUCAUCGAGGCCCGGCCAACCGUGGUCAAAAUUGAAAAGAAGAACUUCUCUAAAUGGAAGAAGGGUUCGAAGGCCGUGGCUCAGAAUAUUGCUAAAGGAGUGAAUCGAACGGUCGUUGCCUUCCAGCAGCCAGAGCGCCAUCCCCAAGGCAUGGCUGGAGAAAGCAUUGGUGUUCCGUACAACAUGACUGUGACACCUGUCGAGUCACCGGUCUCACAUGUGCCGCCCAAUGGCUUCAACCGCCAGCAGGCCGAGGCCAGCCGACAAGGAUUUUUCGGCUUCAAGAAGGCGCAGACUAUGCCGAAGGCUGGCGCGGCCAUAAGUGCGUCCACAGCAACCGCGGCUGAGCCUCCUAAUGUUUUGUUCGGCUCCGAACUUACAGAGCGAGCUGAGUAUGAACGCCGGCAAAUCCCUUCCGUUAUAACACGAUGCAUUGAGGAAGUUGAGCUCAGGGGCAUGGAAAUGGAAGGCAUCUACCGCAAGACGGGUGGCAACUCGCAGGUUAAGAUUAUUCAAGAAGGCUUUGAUAAGAACGAGAACUUCGACAUCUCAGAUCCUGAUAUGGAUAUCACUGCAGUCACUAGUGUUCUUAAGCAGUACUUCCGGAAGCUCCCAACGCCACUACUAACAUAUGAUGUCUAUGACCGCGUGCUAGAAACGAAUUGUGAGUAUCACGCCAUUGACCUGCCCUCAAAACUUUAAACAAACAGACACUAACAGAUAAUAGCACUUACAACCGACUCGGAGAAGUGCAGCCAUCUCCAAACCGUCUUCAGCCAACUGCCGAGGCAGCACAAGGACUGUCUUGAGUUCCUCAUGUUCCACCUGUCUCGUGUGGCAUCGAGAGAAAGCGAAAAUCUCGUACGCUGCCUAUAUUUAUUCCCACCGUGCUCGAGGCUUGGCUAACCUAACCAGAUGACACCACGGAACUUGGCCGUGGUUUUUGCCCCUACUAUCAUGAGAGACACGAAUAUUGAACGAGAGAUGACAGACAUGCACGCCAAAAACAUUGCAGUUCAAUUCAUUAUCGAGAACAGCCACAACAUAUUUUCUUAAUCUAAGUUACCUUGUGGUUUAUCAUCAACAAGCA